AUGGGGACACUGGUGGUCGGCACCGAGUGCUACGACGUGGUGGCCACGGUGGGGAAGGGGACGUUCGGGGAGGUGACGCAGGGCUGGCGGAGGAGCACGGGGGAGAUGGUGGCCAUCAAGAUCCUGAAGAACGACGGCCACCACAGCUGGGUGGUGAAGAACGAACUGAGGCUGAUGCAGGCCCUGCGGGAGGUGGACACAGAGGGGUCGCACAUCGUCCGCUUCCUCGAGCCCUUCAGCGACGGUGCCCGCACCUACCUGGUCUUCGAGCUGCUGGAGCAAAACCUCUUUGAUUUCCAAAAGCAAAACAAUUUCUUGCCAUUGCCCAUCCGGCACAUCCGUACCAUCACGGCCCAGGUGUUGGUGGCGUUGGCCAAGCUGAAGGAGCUCUCCAUCAUCCACGCCGACCUCAAGCCCGAGAACAUCAUGCUGGUGGACCAUGCGCGCUAUCCCUUCCGCGUCAAGCUCAUCGAUUUCGGCUCGGCCAGCAUGUUCACUGAUGUCCGCCACCUCAAGGAUCCCUACAUCCAAUCCCGCUUCUACCGAGCGCCAGAGAUCCUGUUGGGGUUGCCUUUCUCUGAGAAGGUAGACAUCUGGUCUUUGGGCUGUGUGGUGGCUGAGCUCCACUUGGGUUGGCCGCUCUACCCCGGCGCCAAUGAGUACGACCAAGUCCGCUACAUCUGCUCCACCUUGGGGCUACCACGGGGUGAGCUGCUCUGCGCCGCCCGGAAGGCGCGGUCCUUCUUCCGACGGGUGCCGCAUCCCACCAGUUCCUGGCAGCUCAAACCGCCGGGUGAAGCGAUGGUGAAGGCAACGGAGAGGAGGAAAUUUGUCUUCUCCUCGCUGGAUCAGCUGGCAGCGGUGAACAUCUGCCCGGUGGCUUAUCCCAGCCAGGAGGCACUAGCCGAGCGCUGCGACCUGUGCGGGAUGGUGGAUCUGGUGAAGAGGAUGCUCACCUGGGACUCGCAUGAGAGGAUCAUGCCCAGUGCCGCCCUCAAGCAUCCCUUCAUCUCCCUGCAGGAGGUGAGGUCCGGCUUUGAGGCCACACGGUACUACCAGCUGUGCCAGAAGGACCUGAGGGCAUCUCGCAAGGAUUCUGGCGCCGGUGGGAUCUUCCCCGGCAUGGAGGAAGGCGCCUUCGUCCCCGCCAGCCACUGCAGCAUCCAGAAGGCCAUCGCCCAGAUGGAUGGGCUCAGCUUGGCCGAGCCGGUUGGGGACACCGGUGACAAGAGCCAGCAGGACGUCAGCCAAGUCCCCAUCCCCACCCACUACAGCACUGGGCAGCGCCGGCAUCACCGGCGGCCCAAGACGGAGCCCUCUGCGAGGAAUCUCAUUGUGCUGGGGUCCCCCGGCAGCGGGGGACAGCACAGCCAUCGUGGUGGCAGCGUGGUCAGUGGUGGCAUCAUGGAGCAGAACCUGUCGGGGAGACCCUACACCUUGCCCCACACCAAGCAGAGAGCUCCGGUGAUGCAGCGCGACCCCAAGCCCCCACAUCCCAUCCCCCUUCCUGAGGACAGGCUCUGA
Messenger RNA from Pterocles gutturalis (yellow-throated sandgrouse), 1524 nucleotides. It is a transcript of the gene HIPK4, whose product is annotated as homeodomain interacting protein kinase 4. Gene Ontology annotation, molecular function: ATP binding; protein serine/threonine kinase activity; protein tyrosine kinase activity. The coding region runs from base 1 to 1524 and encodes 507 amino acids. NCBI's taxonomy places the organism in Eukaryota, Metazoa, Chordata, Aves, Pterocliformes, Pteroclidae. Gene Ontology annotation, biological process: peptidyl-serine phosphorylation; peptidyl-threonine phosphorylation. The transcript has 2 exons. The record is from RefSeq and is a predicted model, not a curated record. Gene Ontology annotation, cellular component: cytoplasm; nucleus.